Messenger RNA from Trichoderma aggressivum f. europaeum, 1086 nucleotides. RefSeq lists its product as uncharacterized. The record is from RefSeq and is a predicted model, not a curated record. Bases 1 to 1086 code for a protein of 361 amino acids. The transcript has 2 exons. Gene Ontology annotation, cellular component: outer membrane-bounded periplasmic space. Lineage: Eukaryota; Fungi; Ascomycota; Sordariomycetes; Hypocreales; Hypocreaceae. Gene Ontology annotation, biological process: thiamine transport. Gene Ontology annotation, molecular function: thiamine binding; thiamine pyrophosphate binding.
AUGUCUCGAUUUUUAACCACAGCCCUCCUCCUUGGACAAUCUCUUGCUUAUGACACUAUUCUCGGCUUUAAUUCCCACCCAAUAGUUGAGACUCGGUCACUUGAUGAAAUACACAAGGCUGCUCUCAAGGAGGGUGGGACAGUUACCGUGUGGCAUGGAGGCGACGAAAAGGACCAACAAGAGACUCUAAAAAGUGCUUUCGAGAACCGCUUUCCCGGAAUGACUCUAAAUAUAACUGUGGACCUCUCGAAAUAUCUCGAGGGAAAAAUCGAUCAACAGUUAUAUGAUAAUGACGUUUCCGUUGAUAGCAUAAUUCUUCAGACACUACAAGACUUCCCCCGUUGGCAACAGGAAGGCGCCUUGCUCAAUUAUGCCCCCGUCGGAUUUGACAAGGUAUAUCCUACAUUCAAAGAUUCUAUAUCAGCUUCCUGGUAUGGCUAUAGCAUCUUUUUCUGGAGCAUCUCAUGGAAUAGUGGCAAGCUACCCAAUGUCAAGAAUAUAUCCUCCUAUAGCAGUUUCUUGGAACCGGAGUUCAAAAACAAACUUGUCCUAACGUAUCCUAAUGACGACGAUGCUGUUCUCUUUGCUUUCUAUCAGAUUAUGCAAGAACUUGGAACCAAAUGGUUUGAUAGCCUUUUGAAGCAAAAUCCCCGAUGGGUUCGUGGGACUGCUACCCCUCUUACCAUCCUGAGCGCGGCCAACUACUCUCAAUCGGCUACAUUUACGAGCUUUGGUGGAUUUAAUCCCGGCAAAAACAUCAAGGUUGCCUUUCCAAAUGAUGCAAAUUUCGUCAGCUGGCCCCAGACUGCGGCAAUUCUGAAGAAUGCACCACAUCCCGAGGGCGCAAAACUCUUCCAUAACUAUCUUCUUAGCGCCGAAUAUCAGCGUACUGUUAGCUUGAGUGUUCGACAGGACAUCAAGUCUUCCGAAUCACCAUAUUCUGACAUAAUGCAUACACCCCAUACAAACCCGACGGCAUUUGCUCGGUUUAUGGACGAUCGCGUUACUGUUGAGCGGUUGAGAUUUUUCUUUGAGAAUCGCCUGGGGUCUGCGCAAGGGCUGAGCCCAUUGAUCGAUGAUAUUUAG